This is a messenger RNA of Gallus gallus (chicken), 7870 nucleotides long. It is a transcript of the gene PAN3, whose product is annotated as PAN3 poly(A) specific ribonuclease subunit. Gene Ontology annotation, biological process: mRNA processing; nuclear-transcribed mRNA poly(A) tail shortening; protein phosphorylation. The record is from RefSeq and is a predicted model, not a curated record. The transcript has 21 exons. Gene Ontology annotation, molecular function: protein kinase activity; poly(A) binding; metal ion binding. Lineage: Eukaryota; Metazoa; Chordata; Aves; Galliformes; Phasianidae. Gene Ontology annotation, cellular component: P-body; PAN complex. The coding region runs from base 254 to 3097 and encodes 947 amino acids.
GCCCGGGCAGCCGCUCAGGAAGAGGAAAAUGGCAUAAACAACCCCAGGCGCCGGGACCUCCGAGCAACGCCGCCGCCCCCCGCCGCGGGGCCGCCCCAGCGGAGCGGAGUCACCUCCCCUCUUUUCUCCCUCCCCCUCCCGCAGCCGGAGCCCCGGGGUGACGGCGGUCCCCGCGCCCCUUCCUCCUCCUCCCCGCCCCGUCCCUCCCUCCCUCCUUCCCCAUGGUGCCGACCCCGGUGGCGGGGCGGCUGCCAUGAACCCCAGCGGCCUGCCCUGCUCCUCGCCGUCGCCGGUGCUGGGGCCGCCGGCGGCGGGGGUCGGCGCGGCGGGGCUGGCGGGCGGCGGCGGGGCGGGGGCCGGAGGAGGCGGAGGCGGCGGCGGGGCCGUGAAGCUGAAGUUCUGCCGUUACUACGCCAAGGACAAGACCUGCUUCUACGGCGAGGAGUGCCAGUUCCUGCAUGAGGAGCCCGGCGCCGCCCCCGCCGGCCCGGGGCCCGCCGCUCCCCUCGGCGCGCUGCCCCUCGGCCUCCCCCCGGCCGCCGCCGCCGCCGCCGGGCCCGGAUACCCGGUGCCUCACGGGGCCAGCCCGGGCCCGGCGGCGGCGGUGGUGGGGCCGAAGAAAGCCGAGCUGGGGGCGGGAGGCGGCGGCGGAGGAGGCGGCGGCGGCGGCGCGGGGCUGGAUGGCCCGCGGCUGGCGAGUAUCACUGUAGGAGUGGGCCUGCAGGAAGGAUUUGAAUGCACAGAAAAUAGUGACCUGGGGGACCAGCUCAGAAAGAGUUCCCUGUGUAAGGAACCACCUAGAAGCAAAUUUAGACUGCUGCGGGAAAAGUGGACAAAUGUUCCUGGAAUGGAUGGCGGUGGGUUAGCUGAUGCUAGUCUCACAGAUUCUUACUUUAGCACCAGCUUCAUUGGCGUUAAUGGAUUUGGAAGUCCUGCUGAAUCCAAGUAUCCCAUGAUGCAGAGGAUGACAAAUAGCAGCAGCUCUCCUAGCCUUCUCAAUGACAGUGCCAAGCAAUAUGCAGGCCAUGAUCCACUAACUUCACCAAAUUCAUCCUUGUUUAAUGACUUUGCUGCCCUCAGUGUGUCUCAAAGGAGAAAGCUGGCAAAACCAGCAUUUCCUUCGUUUAUCACUGACUUGGAGGACAGAUAUAAUACCGUCCUGCCCAGGAAGUAUCGACUGGGGAUGCUGGAUGAGAGGAUAGUUCCGGUGGGAUCAAAAGCAAGAAAAUCAAAGAACCCUAUUGGCUGUCUGACUGACAGGUGUAAAACAGGAGUACCCAUCAAUAUGGUUUGGUGGAACAGAGUCACAGAAAACAAUUUACAGACACCAAACCCCACUGCAAAUGAAUUUAUUCCUAAAGGAGGAUCAACCUCCAGGCUGAGUAACGUAUCCCAGUCAAGUAUGUCUGCCUUCUCUCAAGCCUUGUUCUCUCAUCCCUCCAUGGGAAGUCCUGCUGCUGCUGGGCUAGCACCAGGAAUGUCACUAUCAGCGGGAUCUUCUCCUCUUCAUUCCCCCAAAAUAACUCCUCAUACAUCUCCUGCUCCUCGACGAAGAAGUCAUACUCCUAACCCAGCAAACUAUAUGGUGCCUACUAGUGCCUCUGCUUCUGUUGCUAACGCUGUCUCUCAGCCUCCAUCUACUGGCCAGGUGAUCCAGAAGGAAACAGUGGGUGGAACAACGUACUUCUAUACUGAUACAACUCCAGCACCUCUCACAGGAAUGGUAUUUCCAAACUACCACAUUUACCAUCCAGCUGCACCUCAUGUUGCUUAUAUGCAGCCAAAAGCAAAUGCACCUUCCUUCUUCAUGGCAGAUGAGCUCAGACAGGAACUGAUCAAUAGACACCUAAUAACGAUGGCCCAGGUAGAUCAGGCUGAUAUUCCUGAUUUAGCAGUUCCAGCAGAAGUGGACAGCUACCACAGUCUCUUUCCUUUAGAACCAUUGCCACCACCCAAUCGCAUACAGAAAACAAGCAACUUUGGAUACAUUACGUCAUGCUAUAAAGCUGUAAAUAGUAAAGAUGACCUGCCAUAUUGCCUUCGAAGGAUACAUGGUUUUCGUCUUGUUAACACGAAGUGCAUGGUAUUGGUUGACAUGUGGAAAAAAAUUCAGCACUCAAAUAUAGUAACCUUACGUGAAGUGUUUACCACUAAAGCAUUUGGAGAACAUUCUCUUGUUUUUGCAUAUGAUUUUCAUGCUGGAGGAGAGACUAUGAUGAGCAGACACUUCAAUGACCCUAGUGCUGAUGCCUAUUUCACAAAAAGAAAAUGGGGUCAGCAUGAUGGACCUCUACCACGACAGCAUGCGGGUUUGCUUCCAGAGUCAUUGAUAUGGGCAUAUAUCGUACAGCUCAGCUCUGCCUUACGGACCAUUCAUACAGCAGGACUAGCAUGCAGAGUUAUGGAUCCAACAAAGAUUCUAGUAACUGGCAAGACAAGGUUACGAGUAAAUUGUGUUGGAAUCUUUGACGUUUUAACAUUUGACAACAGUCAAAAUAAUCCACUGGCGCUAAUGGCUCAGUUUCAGCAAACAGAUCUGAUCUCCCUGGGGAAAGUUGUGUUGGCUUUGGCUUGCAAUUCUUUAUCAGGAAUUCAGAGAGAGAAUUUGCAGAAAGCAAUGGAACUGGUGACAAUCAACUAUUCCUCUGAUCUGAAGAAUCUGAUCUUGUAUUUGCUGACUGACCAAAACAGGCUUCGCAGUGUAAAUGAUAUCAUGCCUAUGAUUGGUGCGCGAUUCUAUACUCAAUUGGAUGCUGCUCAAAUGAGAAAUGAUGUUAUUGAGGAAGACCUUGCAAAGGAGGUGCAAAAUGGAAGGUUGUUUAGGCUUCUAGCAAAAUUGGGAACAAUCAAUGAGAGGCCAGAGUUUCAGAAAGACCCAACGUGGUCAGAAACUGGAGACAGGUAUUUACUAAAGCUCUUUCGAGAUCACCUUUUCCAUCAGGUGACAGAAGCGGGUACUCCUUGGAUUGACCUCAGUCACAUUAUCUCAUGUCUUAACAAGAGGCUCUUCUCUUCUGUGGUUGUGGGCUCAACAAACAAAAAAUGUAAGGCUUUGUGGAACUUUGCUUCAGAAACACACUCUACAAAGCAUUUCUGAAAUCACAGUGUUCAUUGGUAGAAGUGGUUAUUUGGGCUUUCCUGCUAUGCUCCAAAAGCAUGCUUUUUGAAUGAAACUCACUCCAGUGUUUCAAAAGAUCUCUUUUUUUUUCAGUACGGUGGUUUUGAGAUCUUUUUUGCUAUAGAUGCUGAUUUAGGGAUCCAAAGGAAAACAAAAAGAAUGUCAUAAAUGUUCCUAGUCGGCUUGUGGCUUUCUUAAUACAGAUCUUCCAUAUGCUAAACUUACUAAGAUAUUUUGCCAAUUUUGUGAGAGUGAGAACAGUAGACAGUCUCUCGCACAGCCUGAACACGAUAACAGUUUGUAAUGGGUGUUGGAAGGGAAUUGUAGUUUUAUCCUACUCUACAAGAAUUAAAAGCUAAUUGGCUUUCUUUUGUCCUUCUAAGCUAUUCACAAAGCAGAAGCUUUACAUUUGGGAGGUUACAGCUCUUAAGGUUAUGAUCAGAAUGUUAUUUUUAGAAGAUAAAUGCAAGCACUUUCUAAUUUGCUGUGUUGCUUCAGACAGCAGCCAGCGUUUCAGUGCCAAAUGUAAUUGUCUUUUUGCCAGUCACUACAGCAUUACAUUUAUUUAAUCCUACUGGGGCUGUAUUUUCAAAGAUCAUCUCAGUGAUGUCAUACCCUACUUGCCUCUGCCUCACCUUCCAUAUGGGAGCUGGAAAUUUUUUAGUAUCAGAUUUUGGAAAUAUCAGCAUAUGAAGCCACAAAGCUUUUCAUUACAAGAGUCAGUUCUCCAUUGCUGGAGGUGUCUUGCAAAGUGAGAUCAUAAGAAAGUGUCAGAAGGGGCUGUCAGCACAUGAACUAUGAUGUUUCCCUGCUCUGAAUUAAGAUUUUGUGAUAUAUCUCUAAUGUAAGUAGUGUAGCACACAUGCAUCCCAAAUUGCUACUUCUCUGCUCUGUUCCUGAAACUUGCUAGUGAAAGGAAUCCAGCAGCCUCCUUAAAGGAGAUCGUGCCAUUUGUGGAGCUUCGUGUGUUCUAAAUAGAUUUCAUUACAAAAGUGUUUCUGCAUCUAUUACAGGCAAUUGUCAUCAAAUAUUGGUGACAGGAGUUGCAUGGAGGUUGCUUGGAAGAUCAUGCAACUCAAUUCUGCUAUUACUUUAAUAUUGUAUUUGAGAAGUCAGAACAAAACAUGAAAACAAAUGUGGAACAAAUUUUAAUCUUUAAGCCUGAAUUAUCCUUUCAUUUAUGGACUGUAAGUAGGUAAUGUUUUUCUUAGAAUAAGGGAAGAAGUGUACUCUACAGAAGGCUUGAACUAGUUUGUGUCCACUAUGGAAAAAACAUGAGAUUGGGGUUUCUACCGUUAUUCAGAGUUCUUGGGGUUGGUCCAUCCAUUUAUUCAUUUCUAGAAUGGGCAAGAGGUAAUUUACCUACUCUGCUAGGAAGCAUGUGGAUCUUGCGUGCAAAUAUAGUGGAUGAUGUGCAAAUGUUAUGUCAAACGUUCUGUUCACCAGGAGCUAUCUGAAAAUUAUACUGGGUAUUCUGUACAGGGGGAAGUAGUGUUGCAGGAUUACUUGCUUUAUGGACAGGGAAGAAAACAACGGUAACCUAGUCCACAGGUGUGGGAUGUCCAUCAUGUUAAGACCAAAAUGUCUUGAUUUCUUGGCAAGUACGUUGUUCUCGUGGAGCUCAGAUGUGUUAACAAAGGAAGGAAGGAUCUGAGUUGCACCAAAAUAAUGUACUUGCAAAGAAAUCGAUUGCUUUUGUUAUUGGGGAAAUGUUUUGCCAUUUAUUUCACGCUUCUUUUAUUUUAUCUUUUGCAUUCUUGUUACAGUUAGAUGCUGGUGUGCCAGAAAAAAUAAGCCUCAUUUCCAGAGAUGAGAAGAGUGUACUUGUGGUAACUUACAGCGAUUUAAAACGCUGCUUUGAAAAUACUUUUCAAGAACUGAUUGCAGCCGCAAAUGGUCAGUUGUAGUAUUUGCUGAAAGCAUGCAGGACAUUGCUGAGGAACUUAACCAAUAGCAAAUUGCACUACAGCUGAAUUGUUGUUGUCAUCUCAUUUCACAUUUGGGAAACAAACAGGAGAUGAGCAAAGCUGCUUGCACUUCAGUCAGGUACACUGUUACUUGAAGGGAAGAAUGUUUUCACUUAUCCUAGAGCUAAGGCUGCCAUUGGAGGCUUUAUCUGUGAAGAAUUUAUUUUAGAUUAAGGAACACAUCAGGUGCAUGAUGUUCCUGCUUUUAUUUUUUCCACUUGUAUAUGCACUAAUUUUAAUUUUUUUAAGACUUUUCUGAUCUCUGAAGUUUUGCCACAUUGUAUACUUAAGGGAAACUCUUUGCAAGGACGUUUCUGGGAUACAUUUUUUGUCACUGAGGAUAAAGCAAAAUUUAUUCAUUUUUGAUAUUAUUUGCACCCAGAAUAGCAUAAAGGACCAGGUAAAUAAUUUAAUAGAAAUUGUGUUCUAUUAAUUACCAUUUAGUUCGUAACCUCUGUAAAAGUGUGUUGUAUGCAAGCUCUGUAUGCCACCCACUGUUAGCUCGGAAAAAAAGAAGACGAGACUUUAAAAUCGAUCAGCUUGAAGUAUCACUGAAUUGACCAAAAGCAAAAAAGGAAAGAAGGUUCCCUAUUAUUUGAAUUAAACUUUGUCUAAGCGAAGUGACGAAAAUAGCAUCAUGGGAAACAUCUAUAAUUUAAGGAGCAUAUCAGAUUUGCUCUAAACACAACCAUCGCCUUUUAAAAAAUGUUUGUAUGUUUUCCUGCUAGUCAGAAGCAUUUACAUUUAUGCAAUUUUUUAAUAGAUUUUUUUUUUAAAGAAAUUGUGUUAAAAUGCCUGAAGUUUCAGGAGUGUAUUACUUUAGGUUAUUUACAGUAUAAUUUUUUGUAUAAAGUUCUGUUCUUUGAACCACAGCUUUAUUAUGGUACGCUACACUGGAUACAGAUACAAAGACACUGUUAAAAGAAGAUUAACUAAACACAGCAGUUGUCUGGCAUCAAGAGCUUUUCAAGUUUUACGGCCUGAAUCUGGAGGGAUAAUGAUCUGCUGUGCCUUUGCAGUCACUGCUUAGCCCAAAGUAAUAUUACUUUUGAUAAUACUCAAUACAUGAAUAUUCCUGAAGUAAUUCAGUCUCAAAAGUCUGGAAUUUUCCUCCUCAAUUACCUUUCUAACAUUUGGACGUGCAGUUGUCUCCAAACUUGGGUAUUCGUGGGAUUUCUAGUUAAACACCUACACUUUGAUACUGAAGACUGCCAAAUACGUAGGAAUUUUCUUUCUUAAAGCAGUAGUGAAGACUGUAUCUAUCCUUUCCCAGCACUGAAUGUUUUAAUAGCACUGGGUGCUCACCAUGGAGAAAAUGUGGAAACUCAAAAGGUCAGGACAGACUCUAAGCACUUGCAACUGAUGUUACUGGCAUCGAUUUUAAUAAUUCUCAAUAUUUGUAGUUUUCAGAGAAGUUUUUAAUAUUUCUCUGUCCACUUUUAUAAGCUUUAAAAUGAUUCUCCGCCUUGAGACUUGCAUCAAGGAAAGCAACUCUCGUCACAUCGAAAGCUUUGAAGACUAGGGACGUGCUUUACACGUUUUAGAAAAUGUGGUUGAAUCCACAUAAGGUAGCAUCAGUUGUUGAGUUUAAAGAUCGAUUAUUGUUGCAUUUGAUCAAAUGAAUUUUAAAAGGAACAUAAUGUUUAAUAUUCAAACGAUAACAGUUGCCAGAAUGUUCUUUUUAAUGUAAAAGGAACAGGAACUUUGAAAAGUGAACGUGGAAAACAGUCUUUUAUCAUUAGCUCAUGUAUUUGAGGAAGAGCAGCUGUCUUUUAUAUGUUUUUUGACAAAUCAUAUUGUAAUUCUUUUGUACAAAAAAGAAGUACUUGUAUUCUAGAAGAAAUAUGAAAUGCUUAAUUUAUAAGCGGGCUGAGGUUUUUUCCAGUAUUGUUUUCUUUGAAAAUGAAAGGGGAUCAUCUGUUCAGUUGUGGGGUUUGGGAACCUUUGAAAAUUUAAUUUGUGGACCAAUAUUUUGUGGAAGUGUAAGGCAGGGGUAAAAUAGGGCUUCAAUUCUCAUCCUUUUUAGACCAGCAAACCACCCUCUGCAAGACAUGUCUAAAUUGCAAACCUGUGUGUAUUUGCAUAAUGUCAGUUUGCUUCAGCCCCUAUUAACCUCAGGACUUGGUUUAAAAACAAAAAGGUAGACAGCUAAUAAGUUUUCAUACAUAAAUAAUGUCAGCCAGAAAAUAUUUGGUGUCAGGUAAUACAUCAAAUGAUAAUAAUAAUAAAAAAAAAGUUGAGCUUUUUUUUUUUUCCUAUUUAUUUCAUUUGGUUUGUAUUUGGGAAUGAUUUAAACAGUCUGAAGUUCAGCUUGGGUGUUUUUUGGGGGAGAGCCCUUCUACCCCAUUUUAAUUCCAUUUAGAAGGUUGUCCUAAAGUUGUAGUUUGGUCCAUUCAUAGGAAGAAAUUAUAUGUCUGUAUUUAUAAAGAAGAGCCACCAGGAUGUGUCCUCCUAGAUGGGAAAUUUAAUUCUAACCUUCCUAUUCUUACAGCUAAAAGCACAGACGGGGCAACCUUUGAAAUCAUGUGAUGUCGGUCAUUUUAAUUUUUGUACUGGUUUUAAAUUCUGUUGCUGUAUUUACUAUAUUGUAAAUAUUUUGUUGAGGGUACCUAUAUAUUUUUUGAUUUGCCCUUGUUUCGGUAAUUCAGGUGUCAACUGCUUCCCCUAAAAAGCACCAGUAUGUUAAGUUCUGAUGUCAUGAUCCCAAUAUGUGUUACUCAUCUUUAAUCCUGUUUUCAUUCUUCAUGUGUACAGCAGUAUUUUUAAUAAAGAAUACCAGAAACAA